AUGGCUUCGAAAGACACACUUUCCACCGUCUACGGUGUUCCCACGAAAUACGCCUCCCUUCUUACCCUCGUCGUCCAGAACUCGUCGCUGGUUCUGUUGAUGCGAUAUUCCCGAAUCCUACCUGGGCCGAGAUACUUGAGCUCGACCGCAGUCGUACUUUCAGAAGUCCUCAAAUGCCUAAUAUGCCUAUCAGUCCACAUCAAUGAACAACGACAUCAGUACCGCUAUUCACAACUCCCGACCCUCUCCGACGAUCCGAACACUUCCGCUAGCCAACCCGGUUAUAGCUUGAAGCACCUAUGGAGCGACAUCUUCAGCGUCAAGAGUGGCUUCUUCAAGCUUCUCGUACCGGCCAUCCUUUAUACCUUGCAGAACAACUUGCAGUUUGUUGCUGCCACCAACCUCGAUGCCGCGACCUUCCAGGUCACGUAUCAGUGCAAAAUCUUGACCACGGCAUUGUUUGCAGUCUUGAUGCUUGGUCAGACCCUGUCGGCGAAGAAGUGGCUGGCGCUGGUCAUUCUCACGGCCGGCGUUUCGUGCGUACAAAUUCCCUCUGGAACGACCAAGACCACCGCGCAGCAAGGGAACUACAUGGUGGGGAUAUUGGCCGUUGCCGUCGCCUGUGUUUGCUCGGGGUUUGCGGGCGUCUACUUCGAGAAGGUGCUGAAGAACGGCCAGAGCUCGUCAAUCUGGGUUCGCAACGUUCAGCUGAGUGUUGGAUGUUUGGGGAUUGCGCUCUUCGGCACGUUUGUGUGGGAUGGCCAAGCAAUCCGCCAACAUGGCUUCUUCCAGGGCUAUAGCCCCGUGGUCUUUGCCACGGUCUGCGUGCAAGCUGCAGGUGGUCUGAUCGUGGCCAUGGUCAUCAAGUAUGCCGACAACAUUCUCAAGGGCUUCGCGACCUCGCUCUCGAUCAUCCUGUCAACUGUCGCCUCGGUGUUCAUCUUCAACUUUGUUCCGACAAUAUACUUCCUGUUCGGCUCGAUAUUGGUAUUCCUCGCUACAUACUUGUACAGCAUGCCAGACGCACCCGAGCCGGUGGAAAGCAGCCACGUCAACAUGCAAGAAAAGAACCCAAUACUUGUCGUCGACGACUAUGAUGUGGCAGAAGGAUUGGGAUUGAAGAACAUCCCCAGACCCUUCCGGGACGAGAGUGACCUUGAAUCGGGUGACGAGAUGGGUCGAGACAGCAUUAGUGUGUAUGAGGCAGAUGACGGCACAUAUUCUCGCAACUUUUCACCCUCUCUGAUUGGGACUCCUCGGACCGACAAACAGCCUGAGCUGGAUUAUGUUAGCUAA
Messenger RNA from Cladophialophora yegresii CBS 114405, 1296 nucleotides. RefSeq lists its product as uncharacterized. Lineage: Eukaryota; Fungi; Ascomycota; Eurotiomycetes; Chaetothyriales; Herpotrichiellaceae. Gene Ontology annotation, molecular function: UDP-galactose transmembrane transporter activity. The transcript has 2 exons. Gene Ontology annotation, cellular component: Golgi membrane. Gene Ontology annotation, biological process: pyrimidine nucleotide-sugar transmembrane transport. The coding region runs from base 1 to 1296 and encodes 431 amino acids. The record is from RefSeq and is a predicted model, not a curated record.